Coregonus sp. 'balchen' is the source of this 21395-nucleotide messenger RNA. The record is from the annotation of a GenBank genome assembly. NCBI's taxonomy places the organism in Eukaryota, Metazoa, Chordata, Actinopteri, Salmoniformes, Salmonidae.
CCAGACCAGACCUCUACUGCUUCAGACCAGACCUCUACCGCUUCAGACCACAUCUCUACCGCUUCAAACCAGACCUCUACCGCUUCAAACCAGACCUCUACUGCUUCAGACCAGACCUUACUGCUUCAGACAGGACCUUACUGCUUCAGACCAGACCUCUACCGCUUCAGACCAGACCUCUACCGCUUCAGACCAGACCUCUACUGCUUCAGACCAGACCUCUACUGCUUCAGACCAGACCUCUACUGCUUCAGACCAGACCUCUACUGCUUCAGACCAGACCUCUACUGCUUCAGACCAGACCUCUACUGCUUCAGACCAGACCUCUACUGCUUCAGACCAGACCUCUACUGCUUCAGACCAGACCUCUACUGCUUCAGACCAGGACCUCUACUGCUUCAGACCAGACCUCUACUGCUUCAGACCAGACCUCUACUGCUUCAGACCAGACCUGUACUGCUUCAGACCAGACCUCUACCGCUUCAGACCAGACCUCUACCGCUUCAGACCAGACCUCUACCGCUUCAGACCAGACCUCUACUGCUUCAGACCAGACCUCUACUGCUUCAGACCAGACCUCUACUGCUUCAGACCAGACCUCUACUGCUUCAGACCAGACCUCUACUGCCUUCAGACCAGACCUGUACUGCUUCAGACCAGCCCCUCUACCGUUCAGACCAACCCCCCAACCUACCGGCUUCAGACCAGACCUCUACCGCUUCGCCGGGGGGAAGACCUCUACUGCUUCAGACCAACCUCUACUGCUUCAGACCAGACCUCUAUUUGCUUCAGACCAACCUCUACUGCUUCAGACCAGACCUCUACGCUUCAAACCAGACCUCAAACUGCUUCAGACCGACCCUACUGCUUCAGACCAGACCUCUACUGCUUCAGACCAGACUCUACCGCUUCAGACCAGACCUCAAACCGUUCAGACUAGACCUCUACCGCUUCAGACCAGACCUCUAUGCUUCAGACCAGACCUCUACUGCUUCAGACCAGACCUCUACUGCUUCAGACCGGGACCCCUACGCUUCAGACCAGACCUCUACUGCUUCAGACCAGACCUCUACCGCUUCAGACCAGACCUCUACCGCUUCAGACUAGACCUCUACUGCUUCAGACCAGACCUCUACCGCUUCAGACCAGACCUCUACUACUUCGGACCUCUACUGCUUCAGACCAGACCUCUACUGCUUCAGACCAGACCUUCUACUGCUUCAGACCAGACCUCUACUGCUUCAGACCAGACCUCUACUACUUCCUCAGACCAGAGUAACUGUGAGUCACACCAGGAGAAGUGUUUUAGAGGGAGGUGAGAGACUGAGAGAACCAGCUUCCUGUGUUUGCUGAGAGGCGUAUUGCCCAGAAAGUACUGCGGUCAAGCCCUAUCUGGCGGACAGAUACAGCAAAUAGAAGCCGAUUCCCGAAACAGUGCAUGACUACACUCUCGUCAAAAGUAGUGCGUAGGGAAUAGGGUGCCAUUUGGGACGGCACUUGGAUCUCUCUCUCUCUCUCUCUCUCUCUCUCUCUCUCUCUCUCUCUCGUUGACUCAGAGCCAGUGACAUCACUCCUUUCCUUUCCCACCUCUUUAGGAUGGUGUGGGCAAACACGUUAGCUCCUGACAGCUCUGCUCAAAGGCUUUAGGUAAACUGUUGACCUUUGGCGGAUAUAAGGCGAACAUUUGCACCUCUCAAAUCCCUGAGAGGUGCAAAUGAAACAGAACGUUAAGGCGGGAAAGAAAGGCAAGUUGCUGUGUUGGGAGACAGACAGGUUAUUUGAAAAGUUUGCUUUUAUAGACAGGCUGGGAUGGAGGAGUGGAGGGUAUGUCCCCUGUAGCUCAGUUGGUAGAGCAUGGCACUUGCAACGCCAGGGUUGUGGGUUCAUUUCCCACGGGGGGCCAGUAUGAAAAUGUAUGCACUCACUAACUGUAAGUCGCUCAGGAUAAGAGCAUCUGCUAAAUGACUGAAAAUGUAGGGGUUGUAGAGAAGUCAUCAUGUGGUCGGAGCCGAAGGGCUGUGAGUGCUGGGCUGGUUUGUACAGGUCUGGACUGGGUUGGGCUAGCCCUGUAUUCACAAACCCAGCGUAGGAGAGCUGAUAUGAGAUUAGUUUGACCUUUUUAGAUCAUAUAGAUCAUAUUGAAUAAGAUUAUAUGGACAGAGAGGACCUGAUCCUAGAUCAGCACUCUUACUCUGAGGGGCUUUCUGAAUAUGGGCGGAGGUCUGGUCUAGUGGUCAGCACACUGAGGACAGCAGAGGUGACGUCACUCCAAGCCAAACGGGGACGCUACUUCACUUAGAAAAUAAAUGUUCCCUUUUUCCCCCCCCCCAGCCGCUACCUCAGUUGAGAGGGAGAAAAUAGCCCUCUGAAUCCGGCUGAUGACGGAAGCAUGUUAUCAGGUUCCAUGCCGAAGCCAUGUGUAAGUAGUUAAUUCAGGAAAGGAGUAAAGUCACUUGAGGGGAUUGACUGCGUUACAUCGUUAAUGAUUACGGCCUGUGUCCCAAACGGCAUCCUAUUCCUUAUAUAUAGUGCACUCCUUUUGACCAGAGCUCUAUGGUCCCUGGUCAAAAGUAGUGCACUAUAUAGGAGAUAGGGUGCCGUUUGGGAAGCGGACAAUGUGAGCUGCGACUAAACCUGGCGUGGGGGGAAAACAACGGUUGUUGAUUCAUAGAAAGAAAGCUAGCCGGUCAAUUACUGAAGAAGAAGCUCAGCAGGGUUCUUGAUGCCAAGUCAGCUACGUUGAGGAGCAAAUGUGGCGUCUACUGGACAAUGCAGUGGGAAAUAUCUACCGAGUCAACAGUUGGUUCAUCAGUGGUGGUUCAAGGUGAACCUAUGCGCACAAGAUGUUGAAAAGAUGUUGAAAAUACAUAUAUGUGGUUGAAAAGACGUCUUUCAAGCAAUUUUGAUCAAUGGGUAGGACGUUUUCUACCACGUAAUUUUUUUUUGGGUGUCAAUUGCUUGUCUGAGAAAGGUAUUAGAUGCACAUGGACAUUCAUUCUGGACAAAGCGGACAUUUCUUCGGGUAACGGAGGUAACAACGUGUCGUAAGCUCACUCCACAGCUAGCCUGAAAUGUCGCGGACGGGGCCCCUCAAGGAAGUACCUUUUGAGUGGCUCAACCAAUUGGUAACGUUGUCAAACAGUGCGGUCACGUGUGUUGCGAGGGAGAACCUCCCUGAUUCGAGCCAGAAGUCGGACAGCAGGGAGGCUAGCCAUUAGCAGGCUAGCCGUUAGCAGCACACUGACCCCCUGUGAAGUUACAUUUACAUUUUACAUUUUAGUCAUUUAGCAGACGCUCUUAUCCAGAGUGACUUACAGUUAGUGAGUGCAUACAUUAUUUUUUUGUAUUUUUUUUAGUUAGCAAUGAUAACUUCUGUGGUAAAAAAAAAAAUCAGUCUAGAGUCCACUGGUUCAGCUUUGUGGUAACUUACAGUCAUCUGCAUGUUGGUUUGAAAGCAAUGUUGUUACUGAGCUGGGUCUCUUCUGACUGUAGAAAGAGGAAUUGGCGUGUUCAACAAAGCAAAAUUGUAAUAACAAAAAGUAUUUGGGUGCUGGGUUCAAAAGGCAUAUACUGGGAAAAAGGAAAAUCCUACACUCACUGAAAUAUUUAUGUUUUAAUGUAUUUUUAAGCAGCAGAGGUCAGCGCAAACGGACACAUUUGGGCGGCAGCCUUCAGUGUUUGGAGAACGAUAGGCAUUCACCAAUAUUUAUAGAUGACAUCACGUUGUUGUACUGCUUCCUUCUUUUUCCUCCUCUGGCUGUUAUAGAUGACCUUCCCUACUGCCCUCCUGACUAUUAUAGGUGACCUUCCCCACUUCCCUCCUGACUGUUAUAGGAUACCUUCCCUACUGCCCUCCUCUGGCUUUUAUAGAUGACCUUCCCUACUGCCCUCCUCUGACUGUUAUAGGAUACCUUCCCUACUGCCCUCCUCUGGCUUUUAUAGAUGACCUUCCCUACUGCCCUCCUGGCUGUUAUAGGAUACCUUCCCUACUGCCCUCCUCUGGCUUUUAUAGAUGACCUUCCCUACUGCCCUCCUCUGACUGUUAUAGGAUACCUUCCCUACUGCCCUCCUCUGGCUUUUAUAGAUGACCUUCCCUACUGCCCUCCUCUGACUGUUAUAGGAUACCUUCCCUACUGCCCUCCUGACUGUUAUAGAUGACCUUCCCUACUGCCUUCCUGACUGUUAUAGAUGACCUUCCCUACUGCCCUCCUGACUGUUAUAGGUGACCUUCCCUACUGACCUCCUUACUGUUAUAGGUGACCUUCCCUACUGCCCUCCUUACUGUUAUAGGUGACCUUCCCUACUGCCCUCCUCUGACUGUUAUAGGUGACCUUCCCUACUGCCCUCCUGACUGUUAUAGGUGACCUUCCCUACUGCCCUCCUCUGACUGUUAUAGGAUACCUUCCCUACUGCCCUCCUGGCUGUUAUAGGUGACCUUCCCUACUGCCCUCCUCUGACUGUUAUAGGAUACCUUCCCUACUGCCCUCCUGGCUGUUAUAGGUGACCUUCCCUACUGCCCUCCUCUGGCUGUUAUAGAUGACCUUCCCUACUGCCCUCCUGACUGUUAUAGAUGACCUUCCCUACUGCCCUCCUCUGGCUGUUAUAGAUGACCUUCCCUACUGCCCUCCUCUGACUGUUAUAGGAUACCUUCCCUACUGCCCUCCUGGCUGUUAUAGGUGACCUUCCCUACUGCCCUCCUGACUGUUAUAGGUGACCUUCCCUACUGCCCUCAUCUGGCUGUUAUAGGUGACCUUCCCUACUGCCCUCCUGACUGUUAUAGGUGACCUUCCCUACUGCCCUCCUCUGACUGUUAUAUGUGACCUUCCCUACUGCCAUCCUGACUGUUAUAGGUGACCUUCCCUACUGCCCUCAUCUGACUGUUAUAGGUGACCUUCCCUACUGCCAUCCUGACUGUUAUAGGUGACCUUCCCUACUGCCCUCCUCUGACUGUUAUAGGUGACCUUCCCUACUGCCAUCCUGACUGUUAUAGGUGACCUUCCCUACUGCCAUCCUGACUGUUAUAGGUGACCUUCCCUACUGCCCUCAUCUGGCUGUUAUAGGUGACCUUCCCUACUGCCAUCCUGACUGUUAUAGAUGACCUUCCCUACUGCCCUCCUCUGGCUGUUAUAGAUGUCAUUCCCUACUGCCCUCAUCUGGCUGUUAUAGAUGUUUCCCUACUGCCCUCACCAAGUGAUCAAGCAUUUCUGAUCUCUUUCUUCUCUCCUCCUCUCUCUUACAGAAGACCUGCCCGACUGUGCUAAGGGUAUUAACAUCACAGUGUUGAAGCAUUACUGAGCGCUGUCCUGCUAUGCCUGUUUCUUGCAAAUACACUGCCCUAGUGUCUGUCUCCAACAACCUGCCCUACUGUCUGUCUCCUCUCUGUCUCCAACAACCUGCCCUAGUGUCUGUUCCAACAACCUGCCCUAGUGUCUGUCUCCAACAACCUGCCCUACUGUCUGUCUCCUCUCUGUCUCCAACAACCUGCCCUAGUGUCUGUCUCCAACAACCUGCCCUAGUGUCUGUCUCCUCUCUGUCUCCAACAACCUGCCCUAGUGUCUGUUCCAACAACCUGCCCUACUGUCUGUCUCCAACAACCUGCCCUACUGUCUGUCUCCUCUCUGUCUCCAACAACCUGCCCUAGUGUCUGUCUCCAACAACCUGCCCUACUGUCUGUUCCAACAACCUGCCCUACUGUCUGUCUCCAACAACCUGCCCUACUGUCUGUCUCCUCUCGGUCUCCAACAACCUGCCCUAGUGUCUGUCUCCAACAACCUGCCCUAGUGUCUGUCUCCAACAACCUGCCCUACUGUCUGUCUCCUCUCUGUCUCCAACAACCUGCCCUAGUGUCUGUCUCCAACAACCUGCCCUACUGUCUGUCUCCAACAACCUGCCCUACUGUCUGUCUCCAACAACCUGCCCUACUGUCUGUCUCCAACAACCUACCCUACUGUCUGUCUCCUCUCGGUCUCCAACAACCUGCCCUAGUGUCUGUCUCCUCUCUGUCUCCAACAACCUGCCCUAGUGUCUGUCUCCAACAACCUGCCCUACUGUCUGUUCCAACAACCUGCCCUACUGUCUGUCUCCAACAACCUGCCCUACUGUCUGUCUCCUCUCGGUCUCCAACAACCUGCCCUAGUGUCUGUCUCCAACAACCUGCCCUAGUGUCUGUCUCCAACAACCUGCCCUACUGUCUGUCUCCUCUCUGUCUCCAACAACCUGCCCUAGUGUCUGUCUCCAACAACCUGCCCUACUGUCUGUCUCCAACAACCUGCCCUACUGUCUGUCUCCAACAACCUGCCCUACUGUCUGUCUCCAACAACCUACCCUACUGUCUGUCUCCUCUCGGUCUCCAACAACCUGCCCUAGUGUCUGUCUCCAACAACCUGCCCUACUGUCUGUCUCCAACAACCUGCCCUACUGUCUGUCUCCAACAACCUGCCCUACUGUCUGUCUCCUCUCUGUCUCCAACAACCUGCCCUAGUGUCUGUCUCCAACAACCUGCCCUACUGUCUGUCUCCAACAACCUGCCCUACUGUCUGUGUCCAACAACCAGCCCUACUGUCUGUCUCCUCUCGGUCUCCAACAACCUGCCCUAGUGUCUGUCUCCAACAACCUGCCCUACUGUCUGUCUCCAACAACCUGCCCUAGUGUCUGUCUCCAACAAACUGCCCAACUGUCUGUCUCCUCUCGGUCUCCAACAACCUUCCCCACUAUCUCCAAUAACCUGCCCUACUCUCCCAAUGUCAUCACCUCCAACUAGUCCAUUGGUUAAGAUUUGUAGGAACAUAAUCUGGUUCAUUGUGACUGACUGUGGUCUCUUCUCUCUGUCCUACAGAUGACCUUCCCUACUGUCCUAAAGGCGUCACCUCCAAAGUGUUCCGUUUCAACGUGUCGGCCAUGGAGAGGAACUCCACCAACCUGUUCCGAGCAGAGUUCCGUGCUCUCAGGGUUCCAAACUCUGCUGCCAAUAGGAACGAACAGAGGGUGGAGCUUUACCAGGUAUGUGAAAGGUACCCUCCGUCUCUGCAUGUCCUUCAGAGAUCUUCAACUCCACCUGACAACGAUAAGUCUUUCCUCCUAGUUUCAUUUCGAGGCAGGGCACCCAAAGGCCCGCAGAGCAACAUCCAGGUCAUCAGGCAUCAACACGGGGUUACGUCCCAAAUGGCACCCUAUUCCCUAUAUAGUGCACUACUUUUGACCAGAUCCCUAUUGGUCCUGAUCAAAGGUAGUGUACUGUAAAGGGAAUAGGGCGCCAUUUGGGAUGUAAGACUUGUCAAUUGAUACUGCUAGAAGUCAAGCUCUUUAGGCAGGGGUCAAAAGAGUAUGUGAGGGAGGCUCCUGGUAGAGGAAGCACAGUGCCCCAAGGCUCCUGGUAGAGGAAGCACAGUGCCCCAAGGUUCCUGGUAGAGGAAGCACAGUGCCCCAAGGCUCCUGGUAGAGGAAACACAGUGCCCCAAGGUGUGAGGGAGGCUCCUGGUAGAGGAAACACAGUGCCCCAAGGCUCCUGGUAGAGGAAGCACAGUGCCCCAAGGUGUGAGGGAGGUUCCUGGUAGAGGAAGCACAGUGCCCCAAGAUGUGAGGGAGGUUCCUGGUAGAGGAAGCACAGUGCCCCAAGAUGUGAGGGAGGUUCCUGGUAGAGGAAGCACAGUGCCCCAAGGCUCCUGGUAGAGGAAGCACAGUGCCCGAAGAUACUUCAUGCACCGUCACCUCCCAGGCAUAAUUUUUUUUUAAAGAUCUGCAAUUCAACAGUUUUUGUUGCUAAGGAGCAUGAUCGGUAGUGGACUUUUUACAUGUUCUAAUGACCAGAAGGUUCAGUUUACCACAUAUAGGUUCACCACACCACAGAUAGGUUCACCACACCACAGAUAGGUUCACCACACCACAGAUAGGUUCACCACACCACAGAUAGGUUCACCAUACUGGCAUUGACCAAAAACAAAACAAGUUGCCUGUUAUUCCACAACCCCAUUUCUCAAACUUCACAGUUUCAACUGAGGAAGAGGAGAGAGACAAUGAAAUCCAGCUUGUGGUUUGGUGGUGGGCAGCCAGCCAGCCGCCAGACCCUAACUCCAGCUCGUCAGGCCUGGAGAAUGUGUGCAGGGUCUGGCUCGGGGCAAGGUAGCGCUAGUGUGUGUCCUGGAGAAUGUGUGCAGAGCUCAGGCCAGCAGGAUGUUGUCAACAGACCAGCACCACACAUGGGUUCAAAUAGUAGUUUCCUUUCAUAUACUUUGAGAGCAGUGGCGGUCAGUGCCGUUUUAAGAUGUGGGAGGAUUAUUUUAUUUUUUCAUGAGCAUGGCCUUAUUUCUAUUACAGCAUGUUGGAUGACUUGUCUUUGAUAUUCCGUUCACCCAGCUCAACGUAACAUUGAUAGGUUUAGGCUACUACAUGAUACUCAAAUUAUCCCUGUACCCAUCAUGAGGUUGCUAUAACCUAGCCUAUGAAAUAAAGUCUACAAUGUAGGUGCACACAGGUCGAGAGACUAAUUUGAGGUGACACAUGGACAGACAGUGACAUUCAAUACCGGCUUGCACACUCUUCCCUGCAUUUAGCUGAUAUAGGGUGUAAUCAUUAGUUGCAAACGAGAGUUUCUAUUGGACAAAUUCAGGUAUUUAUCCCCAUUUUGUUCCGUUUAAGAAAAGUUUUUCAACAGAAUCGGCGGAAUUAAUACAUUUGACAUUUUAGUCAUUUAGCAGACGCUCUUAUCCAGAGCGACUUACAGUUAGCGAGUGCAUACAUUUUCAUACUGGCCCCCCGUGGGAAACGAACCCACAACCCUGGCAUUGCAAGCGCCGUGCUCUACCAACUGAGCUACAGGGGACUACAUCCCUGAUCACACGUAAACACAGUUCACUUUCAUAGCAGCCAUUUUGUAUUCCUUCUCGUAUCUAUGCUCUCUCCUCCUCUCACCUUGUGGACUUUAAUGCAGAACACAUCAGCUGUAUGUGACCAGGCAUAAAAACCAUUCCAAGCCAAACCAUAUCAUAACCACUACACACAGCCUUUAUCGUUGUCCCCAUAUUAGCUAAAGUAACGUCAUAGUCAACAUAGCUAAUAGAACUAAUGUGUUUGUAAACCCACUACAAUCAUGCAGUAACGUUACAGUGUACAGUCAGUAAGCAGUUACACAGGCGGGCCCCAGUGGCAAUACAUUUGUAAAACCAAAAGCUUACCUUGACUUGGAAGAGUUCCAGUUUUGUGAUGGAAAGUCAUAGCCAGCUAGCUAACAUAGCAUCCCUCUGUUUGAGCAGGGUGUUUCAGUAGGCUGAACUAGAUAGCUGCAUUUGCUAGCUAAGUAAGUGAAAGUUUUAAAAAAUGAAGACAUUUCUCUCUUGCUUGUCAUUCAUUUUGGAAGAAAUUAAUUUGUUAAACUGUUCAACUAGUCUUUUCUCUGUCUUUGAGUCAACUACUCACCGCAUUUUAUGCACUGCAGUGCUAGCUAGCUGUAUCUUUAUGCUUUCAGUACUAGAUUCAUUCUCUGAUCCUUUGAUUGGGUGGACAAAAUGUCAGUUCAUGCUGCAAGAGCUCUGAUAGGUUGGAGGACGUCCUCCAGAAGUUGUCAUAAUUACUGUGUAAGUCUAUGGAAGGGGGUGAGAGCCAUGAGCCUCCUAGGUUUUGUAUUAAAGUCAAUGUACCCAGAGGAGGACAGAAGCUAGCUGUCCUCCGGCUAUACCAUGGUGCUACUGUACAGAGUGCGGUUGAGGCGACUGUAGAUCUUCUUUGCAAAAUUGUGUGUUUUAAUCAAUUCUUUGGUGACGUGAAUAUAUUUAGUAUAGUUUUAUCUAAAAAGGAUAACUUAAAUGUUUUACCAUUUAGAUUUUUAUCAAAUUCACUGAGGAGGAUGGCCCUCCACUUCCUCCUCUGAGUAGCUUCCACUGUUUGAGAGUUUAAUUUAGCCUUUUUUUUUGGAUGCCGAUUCACUUUUUGAAUUGAAAACUGAAUGUACCCCAAACCUUCUACAAGCAUCUGUCUCUAAAGCCUCUGCUCUAGAAUAUGACAUGUGGUGCCAUGUAGUAAUGCCAGAAAUGAUAUCCUUAUUGUGGAGUUUCUUUACGCUUCUCAAGUUCCAAUAGCAUCAGUUGUUAUUGGAUCAGUGUAGCGGCUCUGUAUCGUUCAUAUACAGUAACUCACCUACCCUUGGCUUUCAGAUCCUGAGGCCAGACGAGCACAUAGCUAAGCAGCGCUACAUUGGAGCCAAGAACGUGCUGACCAAGGGAACGCCAGAAUGGGUCUCCUUCGACGUAACAGAGGCAGUACGAGAGUGGCUGAUGUACAGAGGUGACCAUGCCAACAAUUGAUUAAUUAAUUGAUUGUAGUGCUGAGCAAUUUGUGCUUUUUUGAGGUCGGUUCGGUUUCGGCAAAAAAAAAAGUAUUAUUAUAAUAAUAAUAAUAAUUAAAUGCACUAUGCAUUAUGUGGAUUGAAUGCUGUAACAGAGAAUAAAACAAUUAUACAAAUAAAAGUCCCAUGAUGGUAGUGACUGACCAUUACUGCUUAUCACUUAUUAACCAUCAUAUAUUCACAUUACUUUAUUACAAUAUUUCAGUUGUAUAUUACAUUUGUUUUAUUUGACGGCUUUAUUAUUUCAUUCCAAGUCAUCUCAUCUCUAUAGAGCUGCUGUCUGACAAAAUCACUAUUUUUAGUAAUUCUUCAAAGUAAAUAAGGCAUACUGUCACGAUCGUCUAAGGAGGAGGACCAAGGCGCAGCGUUGAGGGUGAACAUAUUUAUUUAGAGAAUGAACAGACGAUAACGCGACGUCUACGGUAUAACACAAACCAAAUAAGAACAAGAAACCACAAAUAAUGAAUGCCUAACGGCUACCUAAGUAUGACUCCCAAUCAGAGACAACGAGCUACAGCCGUCUCUGAUUGGGAGCCACCCUGGCCAACAUAGAUAUACAACAACUAGAACAUAAACAAAUGAAAACUCACACCCUGGCUCAACAUACUAGAGUCCCCAGAGCCAGGGCGUGACACAUACUUUUAUGACUGCUGAAUACCAACUAUCAAUCACUUAAUGUAUUUUCAGGCUCGUAAAACGCAACUGCUUUCUCUUCCUCUCGAUCGCGCGUUCUCUGUUCUCAGUCUCCAUGUCUGCUCCUCACAGACCUGACAAGUUUAAGCGGCCGUGCAAUGGAUUAUUGUCGUAGUUAAUUACCACAUUUCCUGCAUUAAACUAUGUAUACGGAACAAAAAUAUAAAACACAACGUGCAACAAUUUCAACGAUUUUACAGUUAAUAUAAGGAAAUCAGUCAAUUGAAAUAAAUUCAUUAGGCCCUAAUCUAUGGAUUUCACAUGACUGGGCAGGGGUGCAGCCGUGGGUGGGCCUGGGAGGGCAUAGGCCCACCCACUGGGGAGCCAGGCUCAGCCAAUCAGAAUAUGUUUUUACCCACAAUAGGGUUUUAUUACAGACAGAAAUACUCCUCAGUUUCAUCAGAUGUCUGGGUGGCUGGUCUCAGACGAUCCCGCAGGUGAAGAAGUCAGAUGUGGAGGUCCUGGGCUGGCGUCGUUACACGUGGUCUGCGGUUGUGAGGCCGGUUGAACGUACUGCCAAAUUCUCUAAAACAACGUUGCCGGCUUAUGGUAGAGAAAUGAACAUUAAAUUCUCUGGCAACAGCUCUGGUGGACAUUCCUACAGUCUGCAUGCCAAUUGCAUGCUCCCUCAAAACUUGAGACAUCUGUGGCAUUGUGUUGUGUGACAAAACUGCACAUUUUAGAGGGGCCUUUUAUUGUCCCCAACGCAAGAUGCACUUGUAUAAUGAUCAUGCUGUUUAAUCAGCUUCUUGAUAUGCCACACCUGUCAGGUGGAUGGAUUAUUUUAGCAAAGGGGAAAUGCUCACUAACAAGGAUGUAAACACAAUUUAAGAUAAUUAUAUUUUUGUGCAUAUGGAACAUUUCUGGGAUCUUUUAUUUCAGCUCAUGAAACAUGGGACCAACACUUUACAUCUUGCGUUUAUAUUUUUGUUCAGUAUAGAAUAUUGGCCUUUUGGAAACUCCAACUCCCUAAUACAUCGCACAGUUCAGGCUUGAUCUGAUUUAUCUCUACAGAAACUGCACACAGAGCUCACAGAAAGAAAAAAAAACGAACAAAAUGGAAUUCAGAUAAUUGAACCGACGUCGGUGAAUUCGUUUGUUAAAAACCGAAGAAUUACCAAAAUGUCGGUUAAUCGCUAAGCACUAAUUGAUUGACGUGAUGCCUAUCUCCUCUCAGAGACCAACCUGGGUCUGGAGAUCAGCGUGCACUGCCCCUGCCACACCUUCAACCCCAACGGUGACAUCAUCGACAAUGUGAACGAAGUGCUGGAGGUCAAGUUCAAAGGUCAGUAGGCAUAACAUUCUCUUCCUUGUGAGGUCUUUUCCGGGAAAACAUCAAGUCCUUUGUUGUUCCCACCCAAUUACUGACAGCUUCCUGAGUCCCCCACAUACUGACAGCUUCCUGAGUCCCCCACAUACUGACAGCUUCCUGAGUCCCCCACAUACUGACAGCUUCCUGAGUCCCCCACAUACUGACAGCUUCCUGAGUCCCCACAUACUGACAGCUUCCUGAGUCCCCCACAUACUGACAGCUUCCUGAGUCCCCCACAUACUGACAGCUUCCUGAGUCCCCCACAUACUGACAGCUUCCUGAGUCCCCCACAUACUGACAGCUUCCUGAGUCCCCCACAUACUGACAGCUUCCUGAGUCCCCCACAUACUGACAGCUUCCUGAGUCCCCCACAUACUGACAGCUUCCUGAGUCCCCCACAUACUGACAGCUUCCUGAGUCCCCCACAUACUGACAGCUUCCUGAGUCCCCCACAUACUGACAGCUUCCUGAGUCCCCCACAUACUGACAGCUUCCUGAGUCCCCCCACAUACUGACAGCUUCCUGAGUCCCCCACAUACUGACAGCUUCCUGAGUCCCCCCACAUACUGACAGCUUCCUGAGUCCCCCACAUACUGACAGCUUCCUGAGUCCCCCACAUACUGACAGCUUCCUGAGUCCCCCACAUACUGACAGCUUCCUGAGUCCCCCACAUACUGACAGUCCCCCCACAUACUGACAGCUUCCUGAGUCCCCCACAUACUGACAGCUUCCUGAGUCCCCCACAUACUGACAGCUUCCUGCGUCCCCCCCCCACAUACUGACAGCUUCCUGAGUCCCCCCCACAUACUGACAGCUUCCUGAGUCCCCCACAUACUGACAGCUUCCUGAGUCCCCCACAUACUGACAGCUUCCUGAGUCCCCCCACAUACUGACAGCUUCCUGAGUCCCCCACAUACUGACAGCUUCCUGAGUCCCCCCACAUACUGACAGCUUCCUGAGUCCCCCACAUACUGACAGCUUCUGAGUCCCCCACAUACUGACAAGCUUCCUGAGUCCCCCCACAUACUGACAGCUUCCUGAGUCCCCCACAUACUGACAGCUUCCUGAGUCCCCCACAUACUGAACAAAGGCUCCUGAGUCCCCCACUACUGACAGCUUCCUGAGUCCCCCACAUACUGACAGCUUCCUGAGUCCCCCACAUACUGACAGCUUCUGAGUCCCCCACAUACUGACAGCUUCCUGAGUCCCCCACAUACUGACAGCUUCCUGAGUCCCCCACAUACUGACAGCUUCCUGAGUCCCCCACAUACUGACAGCUUCCUGAGUCCCCCACAUACUGACAGCUUCCUGAGUCCCCCACAUACUGACAGCUUCCUGAGUCCCCACAUACUGACAGCUUCCUGAGUCCCCCACAUACUGACAGCUUCCUGAGUCCCCCACAUACUGACAGCUUCCUGAGUCCCCCACAUACUGACAGCUUCCUGAGUCCCCCACAUACUGACAGCUUCCUGAGUCCCCCCACAUACUGACAGCUUCCUGAGUCCCCCACAUACUGACAGCUUCCUGAGUCCCCCACAUACUGACAGCUUCCUGAGUCCCCCCACAUACUGACAGCUUCCUGAGUCCCCCACAUACUGACAGCUUCCUGAGUCCCCCACAUACUGACAGCUUCCUGAGUCCCCCACAUACUGACAGCUUCCUGAGUCCCCCACAUACUGACAGCUUCUGAGUCCCCCCACAUACUGACAGCUUCUGAGUCUGAGUCCCCCAAUACUGACAGUUCAUGGAGUCCCCCAACAUACUGACAGCUUCAUGAUCCCCCACAUACUGACAGCUUCCUGAGUCCCCCCACAUACUGACAGGCUUCCUGAGUCCCCCACAUACUGACAGCUUCCUGAGUCCCCCCAACAUACUGACAGCUUCCUGAGUCCCCCACAUACUGACAGCUUCCUGAGUCCCCCCACAUACUGACAGCUUCCUGAGUCCCCACAUACUGACAGCUUCCUGAGUCCCCCACAUACUGACAGCUUCCUGGUCCCCCACAUACUGACAGCUUCCUGAGUCCCCCACAUACUGACAGCUUCCUGAGGCCCCCACAUACUGAAGCUUUCCUGAGUCCCCACAUACUGACAGCUUCCUGAGUCCCCCACAUACUGACAGCUUCUGAGUCCCCCACAUACUGACAGCUUCCUGAUUCCCCACAUACUGACAGCUUCCUGAGUCCCCACAUACUGACAGCUUCCUGAGUCCCCCACCUACUGACAGCUUCCUGAGUCCCCCACAUACUGACAGCUUCCUGAGUCCCCCAAUACUGACAGCUUCCUGAGUCCCCCCAUAUACUGACAGACUUCCUGAGUCCCCCACAUACUGACAGCUUCCUGAGUCCCCCACAUACUGACAGCUUCCUGAGUCCCCCCACAUACUGACAGCUUCCUGAGUCCCCCACAUACUGACAGCUUCCUGAGUCCCCCCAUAUACUGACAGCUUCCUGAGUCCCCCACAUUACUGACAGCCUUCCUGAGUCCCCCACAUACUGACAGCUUCCUGAGUCCCCCACAUACUGACAGCUUCCUGAGUCCCCCACAUACUGACAGCUUCCUGAGUCCCCCCACAUAAUGACAGCUUCCUGAGUCCCCCACAUACUGACAGCUUCCUGAGUCCCCCACAUACUGACAGCUUCCUGAGUCCCCCACAUACUGACAGCUUCCUGAGUCCCCCACAUACUGACAGCUUAUCCUGAUCCUGAGUCCCCCACAUACUGACAGCUUCCUGAGUCCCCCACAUACUGACAGCUUCCUGAGUCCCCCACAUACUGACAGCUUCCUGAGUCCCCCACAUACUGACAGCUUCCUGAGUCCCCCACAUACUGACAGCUUCCUGAGUCCCCCACAUACUGACAGCUUCCUGAGUCCCCCAACAUACUGACAGCUUCCUGAGUCCCCCACAUUACUGACAGCUUUCCUGAGUCCCCCCACAUACUGACAGCUUCCUGAGUCCCCCCACAUACUGACAGCUCCCUGAGUCCCCCCACAUACUGACAGCUUCCUGAGUCCCCCACCAUACUGACAGCUUCUGAGUCCCCCACAUACUGACAGCUUCCUGAGUCCCCCACAUACUGACAGCUUCCUGAGUCCCCCACAUACUGACAGCUUCCUGAGUCCCCCACAUACAUGACAGCUUCCUGAGUCCCCCCACAUACUGACAGCUUCCUGAGUCCCCCACCAUUACUGACAGCUUCCUGAGUCCCCCCACCAUACUGACAGCUUCCUGAGUCCCCACAUACUGACAGCUUCCUGAGUCCCCCACAUACUGACAGCUUCCUGAGUCCCGCACAUACUGACAGCUUCCUGAGCUGCAUCUGUGUUCCUUUUGACAAACUGAACUUUGAACUGACAUUCAAAAAACACUAACAUUUUAAAAAGGCUUUACAAGACAAAGUCACAGAAGGACUAGCUCAGUAACUGAGCAGCAGGCCAGGAGGAAGGCCUAUGUUAUCCUGGGGGACAGCACCCAUGUCCUCAACCCGCAGUUCAAAUUGCUCCCCCUUGGACGCCGCCUGCGCUGUCUGAAGUGCUCCACCAAUAGGAGCAGGGCCUCGUUUCAGCCCGAGGCCAUCCACCUGGUUAACAGGACCAUCAAGGAAGAUCUAGGGACAAUUCUAGAGAUAGUUUAACCCUGACAUUAAUUAACAACUGUGGCUUCCGUGAACUUUUUAGUUUCUUAAAUUGCACCAUGCACAUUUUAAUUGAUGCCUCAAGUGUUGAUAUUGUAGUUCUUAUACUGCCCAUCUGUGUGUGUGUGUGUGUGUGUGUGUGUGUACUAUUUGAACGAAUUGCCUCUCUGGGAUUAAUAAAGUUGUAUUGUAAUGACUGACCUUUGACCUCUCUCUCUCUCUGCUGCAGGGGAGAAACAUACAAAAUGUCUGACAUGUACUGGCUGAUAUGUAAUGACUGACCUCUGACCUCUCUGCUGCAGGUGUGGAAGAGGAGUACGAGGAGCUGGGUCGUUGGGACCUGGGUCGUCUGAAGAAGAGGAAGGAGCAGCACCUGCCUCACCUCCUCCUCAUGAUGAUCCCUCCUCACCGCCUCGACUCACAGCCACGCAGACGCAAACGGGCCCUGGACACCAACUACUGUUUCUCGUAAGGACCCUUACUGAAACUGAAACUGUUGUCACUUCUGUUUCCACCCGUCGGUUGUCAAAUCCUGAAAGGCGCCUUAGACUCUGUGGGGUUUCUAAACAAGUCAGCAGUAGUUUCUUGUACAUAAACAACAACAACAGCAGAAGGAGGAUCAAUGAGCUAACCAACCUUCCCAUAUGUUCAAUCUGAAACCAUUCUACAUGUGUUGGUUGAUCAAGACGAGAUAAACUUGAAUAACUUAAUUGCAACUUCAGCUGACUAACUAAAGUUGUGUGUUAACAAGAAAAAUCUUGAGUUGUAACUGAACAGUUAUCAAAGCUGGCUACCUAGCUCAUUGUUGUAUAAGUGACAAGGUAUGGGGUUCGUUUCCCACGGGGGGGGGGGGCGCAGUAUGAAAAAUUAAUGCACUCACUAACUGUAAGUCGCUCUGGAUAAGAGCGUCUGCAAAAUGACUAAAAUGUAAAUGUAUGAGUGAUUCACCAUAGUUAGUUGUGCUCCUUUCCCAGCACUGUUGAGGAGAACUGCUGUGUUCGUCGUCUCUACAUCGACUUCCGUCGGGACCUGGACUGGAAGUGGAUCCACGAGCCUAAAGGAUACUUCGCUAACUACUGCUCUGGACCCUGCCCCUACCUGAGGAGCUCCGACACCACACACACACAGGUGAGGGCAAUCUGACACCACUCACACACACACACACACAGGUGAGGGCAAUCUAACACCACUCACACACACACACACAGGUGAGGGCAAUCUAACACCACUCACACACACACACACAGGUGAGGGCAAUUGGCGCAAAUAACCACAAGGCUAUAAUGACAAAAAAAAGACAGGCUAGCUAGGUAGCUGCUCAAUAGGUACAGUGAGACAGCAAAAUUACAUCAUACACAGAACUCAACCAGAAUAAAAUUCUGAUCUGCCAGGAUUGACUUAUUUACGCAAUUUAGUUUAACAGGGACAGUUGCACAUUAAUCAACAUUAAUCCACAUUUCAGCUUCCACAUCAGAAACACUUAAAUGUCUCCUUCAGGGACUAAAAUUAACACCCGCCACCUGCCAAAUGCGGGUAGGUUUUUGGCUUUUAUUUUUUAUUUCUUACCUUUAUUUAACUAGGCAAGUUACACGCAUUGGCGGGUAAGAUGUCUAUUUCACCAGCCACGUUGGCGGGUGCUCAGGGCUCCACCGUCCCGAGCAUUUCACUUGCAUUUGUGAAUAAAAAGUCAAGUAUGAUCACAUUUAUAGUAAAAUAAAAUGCUGCGGUAGCUGUUCUCAAAGUAUAUCCGCUGUGUUGUUUCAUAGCUGGUAAAUUAAUCGCACAAAGUCAAAUAACUACGAAUCCUAUAUAGCCUUUUCCACCUCGCUCUGCAACACUGCCUGGCUGGGGGCUGUGCGCACCGGAAGAGCUGAGUGAGAUUCAUUUUUAGAAGCGCUGUGCACAGGCAUAAAAAUUGGUUUAAUUUACUUGAAACUAAAGUCUACUGAAGUGAGACUUUGUCCUUGUGUUUCUUGGCUAUUUACAUUGUUUUGUUCACAAGCUAGGUUGUUUUUCUAUGUUUGCGUUUCAACUGCUAGGGAAGAGAUGACGAUGCUUCUACUAGUCAGACUCAAUCUCACAGGCACAAACAUGACUCCAGUCGCGCUACCACGGUAACCUCCCGCCCUUAAAGGGACAGGUGAACAUAUUUUGUCUCAUCUGUGAUAUUUUGGUUAAAAGACUCAGGUCACAAAAAAUGUAAUUAUUCAAUAUACCACAUUAGUUACUUCUUACUAGUAAUACAUUUAUUGUUUUAGAAAAAUUACAAAGCAUGUUCAUCUGUUUUUUUUUUUGUGUGUGUGUUUUUGUUGGUGUAAUUUUAGAAGCAGAAAAAUAUUUGGGCUGGUAAAACAUCUGAAUGAUAUUUUAUGCCCUGGUCUCUUUCCUGUCCAUCCAUAGCUGCUGAGCCUGUAUAACACUCUGAACCCAGAGGCCUCAGCGUCUCCCUGCUGCGUUCCCCAGGACCUGGAGCCUCUUACCAUCCUCUACUACUCUGGACGCACCCCCAAAGUAGAGCAGCUAUCCAACAUGAUCGUCAAGUCCUGCAAAUGCAGCUGAGGAGGCCGGGAGUAGGUCCGAAGCCUGGGAGUAGGGUAGGGGGAAUGGCCCACGUAGGGGGCCUGUAGUGGGACACUAGAGCCAGCCAGCCUGCCUACCUGUAGAGGACCAGACUACCACCAUCCAGGUUAUUUGUAUUCAUCAUGUUAGACUUUGGCAUCCUAACUUCUUCCUUCUUCACUCUUUUUUUUUUUAUUUGUUCAGUUUAGAGAGUUAGUAGUUUCCUUUUAAAGUUUUCUAACUGGGUUUCCUUCCCUUCCUACAAACAAACUGGGGGGGGGGGGAGGGGGGGGGCGACCGACACAGCAGUGACCAUAUUUUGUUUGCUUCUAUUGCAAACGGAGUGGAGGGAGGAGGGACCUUUAUGGAUGGAGGAGGAUAUUAUUGUAGAUACUAAACAUUAAACACACUGCUGCUCUCUUUGAAGACUUUCUUGACAGGUUAAAAAAAAAAAAAAAAAAAAAAAAGGGACCCAAACACAAUAUGCUGGAAAACAUUGAUCUGAAAAAACUAUUACGUAACAGAUUUUGUGAGAUAUUGCUUUUUUUCUUUAAAUGGCAGAUAUUUCCUCUGGUGUUGUCAUACGGUGUCAUACGAUUGAUGUAAUGUUAAUGUGUGUCUACGUCUGUUACCUCUGGAAUUACUUUUAUAUUACACUGUGGUCCUCAUCAAAAAUGUUUUACUGGUGAUUUUGAAGACAUACUCUAUGUUCACGCCAGAUUUUGCUAUUUGAGAAGAUGAGAAAUUAAGCAAAGACAUGAUGGCUGGCACAGUUGAUCGUCUUGUAUUUUGGUGUUUAAAAAAAAAAAAAAAUCCAUAAGAGUAGUCAGUGCAUUGGAGUCGUUGUCUCCCUUGAACCGAAGCCUCAACACCAAACCAAAUCACAAGCCAUGUUUGUUAAAGUGCCUAGAGGUCACCACCCACAAUGCAACAGUCACAUUACGACUUAGAGAUGGAGGCCUCCGAGGACCCAAAAACCUGUUUAUAGCAAGGGCAGCGCCAUUGAGGAAUUUCACAAUUUUAAAGUAGUCAUCUGGGUGGCACUUCAAAACAUUGGCUUUAUACCUGUUCAAACAACACCCUCCAGGUGGCAGUAUGCACCCUUUCAGUUGGUUUACCAACUCGUAGAUAUAGUAGAAGAAUAAAAUCUACUACUUCAAAAUGGAGAUGGCCUGAAUGGCACAUGCUGUCACAGACACCAUAAUGGGACAGAUACAAAGAAGAGUCGUCUAACUAUCUCCAUGCAUUAGGAGAAGAGAGUGGCCGAAUCCCAAAUCACCCCUUCCCCUCGCCCAUUCGGACCUCCUCCCAAAGCUGAGGGAGUGAAAAUGAUCGAUGGUGUAGGGGCUAAUUAGCCCCUCCGGUAGGCACUUCGACUGAGCAUUGCAACGCUGCCGGCUUCAUAGCGAAGUGGAAUCCCAUAAUGCACUGCGUUAUUUUUAAUGUAAAAAAUAAUAAUGGAGAGGCGUCCAUACAAAAGAAUGGAGAGGCGUGCCUAAUUAUAUGACACGUGCAUUUGUUUAUGUCUGAUGUUGAGACUUGACACAUGUAACAGAUUAAGUACUUCCCCAAAUCAAUGUUACUGUUUAUAUUUUGUAGAUGACGGGGGAUUUGUUCAUUUGAAUCUCAUGCUCAUUUUAUUAUUUAAAAGUGGAACAUGAAUUGCAUCAUUCAAGUCACUAGUGUGUCCCGAAGUUAAUGGGUUUAUUGAUCCCCUCGCCACUGAAGUCACCCUCAGAGUUUCGUCAGCAACACGUGACAACAGAGGGGCCUCGGAGCGAGUUGGUGACCUCAGCCCGCCCUCCUGUCGUCUUACCCAUCCUCCUGCAGUCUUACCCAUCCUCCUGCAGUCUUACCCAUCCUCCUGCAGUCUUACCCAUCCUCCUGUCGUCUUACCCAUCCUCCUGUCGUCUUACCCAUCCUCCUGCAGUCUUACCCAUCCUCCUGCAGUCUUACCCAUCCUCUGCAGUCUUACCCAUCCUCCUGCAGUCUUACCCAUCCUCCUGUCGUCUUACCCAUCCUCCUGCAGUCUUACCCACCUCACUUGUGUCUUACCCAUCCUACUGUCGUUUACCCAUCCUCUGCAGUCUUAACCAUCCUCUGCAGUCUACCCAUCCUCUGUGUCUUACCCACUCCUGCAGUUAGGCAUCUCCUGCAGUCUUACCCAUCAUCCUGGUCGUCUUACCCAUCUCAUGCGAGUCUUACCCACCUCCUGCAGUUUACCCAUCCUCCGCAGUCUUACCCAUCCUCUGAAGGCUGACAGAGGCAGUUGGGCUUCCACAAACUGCACUCUUUCAUUCCUCCUCAUUACCUGCUCCUCCCGCUGUUUGUUUGAGGCCCGGUGGAAAGGAGGAGAGUAGGGGGGGAGAGGGAGAAGUAGGGGAGGAAGGGAGGGAGGGGGAGAAGGAGGGGGAGGGGGAGGGGAGGAGGGGAGAGGGGGAGAGGGGGGAGGGGAGGGGGGGGGGGGGAGGAGGGGGAGGGGGAGGGAGAGGAGAGGGGAGGGAGGGAGGAGAGGAGGGGAGGAGAGAGGGGAGGGGGGAGGGAAGAGGGGGGAGAGGGAGAGGGGAGAGGGCGAGGGAAAGGGGGGGAGAGGGAAAGGAGGGGGAGAGGGAGGGGAGAGGGAGAAGUGACAUGACAGCAGCUCAACAGUUUUUCCCCAAGUCAGCAGUAAGAUUAUCGUGAAGGCCAACCAUCCCUCACUCCAUCUCCCCUUUCUCUCUCAUUGGCUCCCCUGUCAUCUCUCUCCACCCUAGCUCCAGCCCGGCCUAUAGUGAGGAGGAAUGUUAUCUAGCCUUGAGACUAAACAGGUGGUUGUGGUCAAAGAGAAGAAUCUGUACAACAACACUUCUUCCAAUGGAAAA